GCUACUUGAUGAGCCUCAAUGGCAGUUGGUCCACUCAUGUUGAAGCAGGAGGAUGAAACUGCACACACUUUUUUUCCUUUAAUUUUGAUGACUUAUGUUGACUUUCUACUCUUUCAGUGACGUAAGAAUGAAAGUUUGAAGUUGCACCUGAAAGAAAAUGACUAGCCCCUGCAGGAGCCUAGGUGACCCGAAAGGCAUCAACGACAGUCCCGGUCACAAACCCGAGCCUCCUCGGUACCGCAGCUGGGGAAGCCUCCGCUUCUCCCGCUGGAGAAGCGGCUCCCAGAAGGCCAGCUGUCCCGGGACGCCCUCCCCGAAGACGGACAAGAGGAGUGACGUGAGCAGGACGCUCUUCUCGCUGGUCAAGACGCACAACGACGACUACACGGCAGACCCCAGCGGCCUGCUGGACGUCAACGGUGAAGAUCACGAUGGUUGUGAUGACGAUACGGUCCUGGACCAGUCCACCUACUUCCAGAAACAGUUUGGCUCCAUGCUGCAGCCCGGCGUCAACAAGUUCUCGCUUCGAAUCUUUGGAAGCCAAAAGGGCGUCGCUGCAGAACAGGCCAGGGUCAAAUCCUUUGGAGUAUGGAUCAUUCACCCUUACAGUGAUUUCAGGUUCUACUGGGACCUUGUCAUGCUCCUGCUGAUGAUGAGCAAUCUGGUGCUGUUGCCGUGGGGCAUCACCUUCUUCGAGGACCAGAACACCAUCCCGUGGGUCACUUUCAACGUCCUCUCCGACACACUCUUCCUCCUGGACCUUAUCUUCAACUUCCGCACGGGCAUUCUGGGCGAAGACAGCCACAUCGUGCUGGACCCCAAGCAGAUCCGCGUGCACUACCUGCGCUCCUGGUUCCUGGUGGACUUCGUCUCGUCCAUCCCCGUGGACUACAUCUUCCUGGUGGUGGACUUGGAGUCGCUGCAUGACUCGUCUGACAUGUACCGCACCGCCCGCGCCCUUCGGAUCGUGCGCUUCACCAAAAUCCUCAGCUUGCUGCGACUCCUCCGCCUGUCUCGCCUCAUUCGCUACAUCCACCAGUGGGAGGAGAUGUUCAACAUGACCUAUGACCUGGCCAGUGCAGUGGUGCGUAUCGUUAACUUGAUCGGCAUGAUGCUUCUGCUGUGCCACUGGGACGGCUGCUUGACAUUCAUGGUGCCCAUGCUGCAAGACUUCCCAGCCGACUGCUGGGUGUCUAAAAAUAACAUGGUGAACGCCACCUGGCACAUCCAGUACUCUUACGCCCUCUUCAUGGCGAUGAGUCACAUGCUGUGCAUUGGGUAUGGCGCCCACCCACCGGAGGGCAUGAGCGACGUCUGGCUGACCAUGAUGAGCAUGGUGGUGGGGGCCACCUGCUACGCCAUGUUCCUGGGCCACGCUGCCAACCUGGUGCAGUCUUUAGACGCCUCGCAUCGGCAAUAUCAAGAGAAGUACAAACAAGUGGAGCAGUACAUGUCGUUCCAUAAACUGCCAGCAGAUGUCAGGCAGAGGAUUCAUGACUAUUAUGAGCAGAGAUUCCAAGGCAAGAUGUUCGAUGAGGACAGCAUCUUGGGAGAGCUCAGUGAUCCGUUAAAAGAGGAAAUUGUCAGCUACAACUGCCGAGGCCUGGUGGCCAACAUGCCCCUCUUCGCCAACACUGACCCUCAUUUUGUGACCGUCAUCCUGACCAAGCUGCGCUUUGAGGUCUUCCAACCCGGAGAUUUCAUCAUCAGGGAGGGAACGCUGGGUCGCAAAAUGUACUUCAUCCAGCACGGCACCGUGGUGGUGACGCCGCAGGGCAGCAAGGAAAUAAGACUCAGCGACGGAGCCUAUUUUGGGGAGAUCUGCCUGUUGACGCAAGGGCGACGCACUGCCAGCGUUGUGGCGGAAACGUACUGUCGGCUUUACUCUUUGAGCGUGGACAGCUUCAACGAGGUGCUGGAGGAGCACCCUCUCAUGAGGAGGGCCUUCGAGAGCGUGGCUGUGGACCGACUGGGGCGGGUUGCCAGGAGAGCCAGCCAUCAGCCUUCUGAGUGAACUUCUUUCGCCUGGACAGACCACCUUAUAUGGAAACCCUCAAACACCAUGAGUUUUGCUUCUGUUUACUCCAAUAUUGUGUUUUGGCAACUCAGUCUGUGAAAUUCCUAUGCAAUUCCUCAUUGUAGAUACAUGUUCUUUUUUCCUUGUACAGCUUUAAAAACUGUCUUUCGAAGGCUUUACUGCAGGGUGCUGACGAAUCCUAUGUAGCUGCAACAAUCUGUGGGUUUCUUACGACUAAUGUACACAAAGGACAAUUGACCAGUUGAGGACUUUUAAUAUUCAGUAUUAUCAUGUUAUAUUUUUAUGGAAAAUAGUACAUAUAGUUUCUGACACAUUUCUGACCUGUCAAAGAAUAAAGUACAUCAAUAUGUACAUCAAACAAUUAUGACACUGAGUGUAAGAGCAACACAAUUCUUUAUUUGAAUUCAUCCAUUCUACUGUAGGGUGAUAAAUAAACAAAACACAAAAUAAACAAAAAUUUUAUUUAUUAAAAAUGUCAAAGAAAAUCCAUCCGUCCAUCCAUUUUCUACCGCUUG
This is a messenger RNA of Entelurus aequoreus (snake pipefish), 2553 nucleotides long. RefSeq names its product potassium/sodium hyperpolarization-activated cyclic nucleotide-gated channel 2-like. The transcript has 7 exons. Gene Ontology annotation, cellular component: membrane. NCBI's taxonomy places the organism in Eukaryota, Metazoa, Chordata, Actinopteri, Syngnathiformes, Syngnathidae. Bases 158 to 2014 code for a protein of 618 amino acids. Gene Ontology annotation, molecular function: voltage-gated potassium channel activity. The record is from RefSeq and is a predicted model, not a curated record. Gene Ontology annotation, biological process: potassium ion transport; transmembrane transport.